AUGGCCAUCAACCCGAACGAGGAUACAGAGUUCAACGAGGCCCUACGAAAGCACGGCAUCCUCCCUCCACGCGAACAGACUCCUCCUUCUCCCUCGCCACCUCCAUCGCCCACACUUGACGAUAUCCUUGACGACUUCACACCAUCGGAGCUUCAAGAGCUCGGGGAAGAUGCGCACGAUGAUGAUGCUGAACGCUACAUUGCCGCGUAUCGCCAGCGUGUCCUCACUGAGAUGAAGAAGGAUACAAACAAAGCACGCUUCGGUCAAUUGUAUCCCAUUGGCAGGGACGAUUAUACGCGAGAAGUGACGGAUGCUAGUAAGGCAGACGAGCCAGGGGAGGAGGACAAAAAGGGCACCGGGGUUGUUUGCUUCCUUUACAAAGACGGGAUACCUCGUAGCGAUCGGGCUUAUGAGCAUGUGAGAGCCAUAGCUGCUCGCCAUCCGCGAACAAAAUUCGUUUCCAUCGUAGGAGAUAAAUGUCUCCCCAACCUCCCCGACUCCAGAGUUCCAAUGUUCAUAGUAUACAGAGGGGGCGAGAUCCGGACACAGAUCGUAUCUUGGGGAGCCGAUCGUGAGCGACGCGUUGAAGGUUUGCCCCAAUUUUCUGUUAUACUCCAGAGACUGACAUGCGACGAUAGAAUUGGAAGCGAUGUUCAUCAUGUGCGGCGCCAUUAUACCACCUGA
Messenger RNA from Heterobasidion irregulare TC 32-1, 684 nucleotides. RefSeq lists its product as uncharacterized. Lineage: Eukaryota; Fungi; Basidiomycota; Agaricomycetes; Russulales; Bondarzewiaceae. The transcript has 3 exons. Gene Ontology annotation, cellular component: cytoplasm. The record is from RefSeq and is a predicted model, not a curated record. Bases 1 to 684 code for a protein of 227 amino acids. Gene Ontology annotation, biological process: protein folding.